AAACUUGCAGAGCAUUACAAAAGAACCGCCACGGUGCCAACCUCUGUGUGGUCCAAAAAAUGUGCCGUGAAUAUUCACGAGAUCUACACUCGACUGUCCUUGGUGAAAGAAGAACAAACCCCAGCUGGGUCAUCACGGGCUGGACUGAAUCACUACACUGAUGUGCUCACUGAAAAAAAGAACGGAUUGCCUUCAAACAGGAUCCUCGUGCAAGGGGAGACUGGAAUUGGGAAGAGCACGUUUGUGAAGAAACUGGCUAUGGACUGGGCUGAACUUGACGAAAACAGGUUGACAGAUGAACAGAGAGCUAUCCUGAAGAAGUUCGAGCUAGCUGUUAUUAUUGAUCUCAAAAAGGUAUCUAAAUACCAAAACCUCAGAGAUAUCAUAAGCGCCUCCCAUAUUUUUGCCGAUGAAGACUCAGCCAUGAAGGACGGUCUGCUGAGUUACAUCACCCACAACCAAGACUAAGUUCUUCUCGUUUUUGAUGGAUACGACGAAUAUCGUUUUGGAAGUAACUCUGAAAUCUUUGAAAUAUUUAAAGGAAACAAGCUGAGAAACUGUUAUGUUCUGAUAACAACUCGAAUUUCCAAAGCGGAUGAGCUGAAAGAGUUUAAGGACGUGCAUGCUGAGAUCACUGGGUUCAGUAAAGAGGACAUAUACUCCUUUAUGGUCAGAAUGCUUGGUGACGAAACACAAGCCAACGCAUUACAGGGUCAUCUUUUCAAGCGAAACGUAUACGAUCUGGCGAAAGUUCCGCUACUUCUCCUGUUCUUUUGCACUUUGUGGAAAGAAGGAAGCCCACAGAGCUUUCCUGACUCCAAAACAAAAUUGUACGUUGCAAUUGUCCAGUACGUUUUGGAUCAUAAUGAAUCGAAAUGUUCUCCUGCUAACUUUCGCAAAGUUGAAGAUUUCAAAGAGAUUCUGGCUGAAAUUGGAAAGGUGGCGUUAGAAUUUCUUAUAAAGGACGAUCAUGUAUUUGAGUAUGAUCAACUGUCCCAUGCCAUCCGGAUUUGCGAAGAAAGUCGGAUUAUAGGCUUACUUCAAGUCAGCGAGUACUCAGAGAAUCUUCGACCAGCAGGGAUGGUAUCGUUUAUUCACAAGAGCAUACAAGAGUUCUUAGCAGCGUGGUUUAUUACCUACAGAUGUGUCCCUGAAGGAAAUCUCAGUGAAAUUAAUGACCGCACCCGUACUUUGGACGACUGCAGAUCCUUAGAAAAUGUUUUUCAAUUUGUUUGCGGUUUGUCUGAUGAUGGAGCAGUGAAAGUUUUUGAACAUUUGAAAUCGAUUAGAAUUUCUGACCCAGAACUGGAUUUGUCAAAAACCAUACUGUGUGACAUUACAUGGAAGCGCCAGUGUUUUAUUACUUUAGUUAAUAAUUUAUUUGGUCAAGUUCAAUCCAAAACUGAAUUUCUAAGACAUUAUUUCAGCUGCACUGAUGGCAUUAUCUUUGUUCAGGGAGGAUCAGUUCGUGAAAUUAUACCCGAACGGAGAAAUUUAAAUGGAAUUACUCUUAAUGGUGUGGUUUGGGGUGGAUACAUGAGUUUAGAUUCUGCUAAAUUGAACGAAAUGUACGAGUCGAUCGAGUUUCUCGAUUGUUUGCACGUUCCCCUCAGGAUGACUGAGAAUUCAGGAGAAAUUGGGGAAUUUUUAAGAAAGUUUCAUGCUGUCAAAUGUGCUGCGAGAUUUUUGAAGUGUGGUUUCACUUGCAUUCUUCAUUACCGUAAUGGCCAGGCGUUUUUUUACAUCACUCGUUUGAAUCUGUGUUGUGAUGACCAUGUUGGAGUAUUGUAUGACAUGUGUACGACUUCUACUCCAUCUCACUCAACAAGUUCGUCAACUAAGGAAUUUUGUAUGAAAUUUCUAAGUUUUGUUAACAUUUCUGUACCUGUCAAGGAACAGACAGUGAAAUGUCUUGUUACCAUUUUUAGGGAUUGUAAGAAUUUAAAAAACAUUUCAUUAAGUCAUGUAACUAAAAGCACUUGUGAACUUCUUGAAUAUUUACCAAUUCCCCGUACGUGUGGGGUGAAGUUUUUUGAUUCCACAGCAUUUCCUCUUUUCAGCAAGUCGUUACCGACGUCCGCCGACGUAAUGAAGCUCGCUGGUUUGCUGCCACAGAUCAACAACCUCAUCAGCCUUCACCUUAACUUGAAUGACUGUUGUGCUGAAGCAGUAACCAAACUUGUUUUUAGUAUCACGCACAAGACCCUUCAGACACUGAAACUGCGUGGCAUAGCACUGACUCCAGACUCAGCCGCCGCCCUUGAUCGGUCAGUUUCUGAAAUGUCGUCCCUAUAUGAGCUCUUGAUAAUUGGA
Pocillopora meandrina is the source of this 2313-nucleotide messenger RNA. The record is from the annotation of a GenBank genome assembly. Lineage: Eukaryota; Metazoa; Cnidaria; Anthozoa; Scleractinia; Pocilloporidae.